Molecule: messenger RNA, 6321 nt
Organism: Caenorhabditis auriculariae
Lineage: Eukaryota; Metazoa; Nematoda; Chromadorea; Rhabditida; Rhabditidae
Source: the annotation of a GenBank genome assembly
AUGCCAAGUUCCGUCCUUGGCGUCGUCGUCGUCGUCGGAUUCUUAUUUCUUCAUUCCGAAUCUCGUAGUUCAUCUCCUUACAAAGCGCCUGCUGGUCUUCCUGUCGUCCUCAGUGAGUGCCGACCUUUUUGGUCUUACAAAGAGCCUGGAGACCCAGACGUGAUUUUUGUUUGUUUUUAUGAGCGUUCAAACAUUGAUUGGAUCGAGGUAUCAGUAUAAUAUGUGAUGAUCUUUGGUUUUUCAAAAAACUUUUAAGAACACAAAAAGUUGAGACGCUAUGCCUUUAUUUAUAUGUAUAUUUUUUUGUUCUAUUUCAAGUUAUAGAUUUUUCUUUUUUUGGUAAAAAUAAAUAUCUCCAAACCUUCUUGUUGCAUCAACCAUCGUUAAUCUAAAGGAGGAUAACUAAAAAAACGAUUUUCGCACUUUUUUUCUAAUUGAGAUAAUUUUUUUAGUUUAGUUUCCCACUCACAGAUUGAUCAAAUAGCUGAAUUUCUUGUAUUCAUUUAGAAAAAAAUGGAAGAAAUUUUGCGCUCAUCAAAUUAAGAAAAAUUCUUAGAAGCUUGAGGAUCCAACUAAAUUGAAACUGCUUCGAAAAAAAGGUUUUUUUCAGAAAUUUAUUAGACUCAUAAGUUUUCUAUAAAGUUUGGUAACAUAAAUAUCUUAAAACCUUCUCGUUCCAUCUAGCUUAAUACAGUUUUUAAUAACCUAGGAGUUUUCAAUCUGUCAUUUUAUUCAUAGGUUCACGAACCGAUAACACGUUUGAGCUGUCCGUUUGAAAUUAUAGUUAAGACGGAAGUUUUGAAAGUAGGACAUUUUUUGUUGUUCAUCUACACCUCAGCUCUUGGUCGAGCUUUGUUCUGUUCCAGCUCGCGACUUUUAUAUCUCGGAUUGAAAACCCUUUUCCAGUUCCUGGUGAUGGCGGCAGUCAGUUAGAGGCAAACUUGACGGGCAAACCAACGACAGUACAUUAUGUGUGUUCGAAACAGACGCCAGACUUCUUCGACCUUUGGCUCAACCUCGAACUCUUCACGCCGCUCGUUAUCGAUUGCUGGGUCGACAACAUGCAGUUCGUGUUUUUCUGUUUAAUGAAUCGUACCACGACACAACGAUUUUCUGUUGUUUUUAACUGCGAGUCGAAAUAAUGUUUGUUUUCCGGAUGAUGUUCAACAUGACGACGGGAGAGUCGACGAACAUGCCUGGGGUGGACAUUCGAGUGACCGGCUUCGGUGACACGCCAGAAAUCGAGUGGCUUGAUCCGAGCAAAGUAAUAUUUCCUUUUUACAACUCUAUCUAAAAGAAACCUUGAACUGGAAAGCAAAGUAAAAAGAACCAUGUCUUGAGGCGUCAUCAGAAUUUUAGUUGACUAGGGAAUGAUCUCCAUUCGCAGUGAGACUUUUGAAAGAAACUAGGUUCUUAGUUUUUCGCACUGAUUCCAAAUCUAGUCUCAAAAACUGCUCUCGAGGCCUGUGAAAAAAAUUUAGAGGCUUUUAAAAUUCAAAAGUUUCAGUGAGUCCGAUCGACCUAUUUUUGGGUAUAUAGUCUUUGUUUCCCUUGUCCCCCAAUGAAGUUUCAAAUUCUUAACUUUAUCUUUUGAGGCUUGAAUUUUUUUUCUUUUUUUCGAAUCAGAAAAUUUCAAAAUAUGCCUCAGCCGGCUAUUAGCAAGUUCUCUUCAAAAUUCCUUUCUGAGGGAAUUUUCGCGAAAGGGCUGAGUCUUUAUCAAAAAUCGUACAGAGGACGUCUCAAAACCUUGAGACCUCUUUUGCUCUUUUGAAAAACGCUCAAGAAAUUUUGACAAUUUACAUUUGGUCUUCUUUUGUGAAGAGAAAAAUAUUCCGGUAGAGAAAAAGGUGCCUCUGAAGCAGUUUCUCUCUGGAGAAAAUUAUUCGCGGUUGAACAGUUUUAGUUCUAACUAGGGACGUUUUUUACCCACCUGUUGAAAUUUCGAUGAAACUUCGCUUAAGUGUACUUCAGGACCUCCUGAUUGCAGAACAAGAAAAAAUUUUUCGCAAUAAACCUUAUUUUCGAGUUAUGAAGCUUCAAGUUCCGCAAAAUACACAAACUCUGACAAAAAACGCUUUUCAAGCCUAGUAAAAACCAACAAGAAUAAUCAGCGAAACGUAAAACUUCAGGCUUCUUCUGGACGAUAUUUCUUCGACCUGGUUGACAUGAUGUCUUCAUGGGGAUACACUCGAGGGAAAAACGUCGUUGGUGCUCCUUACGAUUGGAGGAAAUCUCCUAGUCAGUUUGCAACUCCAUUUUGAGAAAAACAAAAUAUUAUUUUAAGACGAGUUGAGCGAUUAUUUUGUUACACUGAAAAAGUUGAUCGAAGACACCUAUCGGUACAACGAUAACCAAAAAGUUGUGCUCGUGGCUCACAGCAUGGGAAACCCUGUCACUUUGUACUUCAUGCGCAAUUUUGUAGACCAGGUAAUCGCGUUUUUAUUUUUUCAAUGAAACAUCGGAAGUUUUCAAUAUUCACAAUGGAAGAAGUAGUCGUUCAGAAAGUUACAGUCAAUUUUUUGUCGUGAAUAUUUUUUGAUAUUUUAUCGAAAAUUCUCAUGGAAUUUUUACAAAAGAUUCAUGUAAAUCAUUAAGCUCAGUCCUAAAAAUCUCCCAGAACUGAAAACCGUUUGAAAAACGGUCUAGAAAUGCGCAAAAUGAAUUAUAAUGAAUACAGCGGGUAAACCGUGAGAUUUCGGCCGCAGUACUAAAAUUUUGGUUUCUUAGCGCGCCACUGAAAUUUUCGUAACUUGGCUAAAACUCAAUAUUUUUUCAUAAACUAAUUUUAUUUGACUAUUUGACGAUACGCUCCUGCGGAUGAUGAAAGUUUCGAUAAGAAGUUCGCAGAUUCUAGGAAUGACUUGCUGUUCCAAAAAUAUGUAUCGAGAAAAAUGCAAAAAUCAGAAUUUUCAAACUGUGCUGAGAAACCUAAUCUUGAGUUUUCCGUGAAGUAAAUAGUUACAAUACGAAAUCUGCAUUUUCUAAAAAAUUUUUGUUUUUCGAAAAAUAAGAGUCGAACGUUUUUCAACUCAAGUUUUUGCAUGUCUAAAAAGAACGACUUUUUUCUUCAAAAGAUGAAAAAAAGGGGGUGACCCUAAACUCCUAAAGGGACCGCCUUGUUUUUUUACUCCUACAGGGGCCACUUACUCGACCCUUCUAGGAGCGGUUAUUCCCCCUAACCCCUACAGGGACCAUUCUGGAAUUCCUAUGUUAAAAUAAAAAAGAAAUGAACUUUUUAGAGUUCCCAGAGUUGCAAUUUUUCUCUCGAUGCACAUCUGAAUUGCAGCCGUGGAAAGACAAGUUCAUCGCGUCUCUGGUGUCGCUGGCGCCCCCGUGGGGGGGCUCGAUGCAGAUCGUGAAGCUGUUCGCUUCCGGCUACAACAUGAACUACUACCGCGUGAUCUUGCCGCCAAGUCAUCUGCGCGCAAUGCAACGUUCUUUCACCUCUUCCGCCUUUCUCUUCCCGAGCUCCCACGUCUGGGGCGCCGACGAGGUUUUCGCCACCACUGAAACAACCAACUACACAGUGAGUUUUCGAACUUUUUGCACUCAGUCUUCAUUUUCGGUGUUAAUUUUCCGAAGUUAAAAGCAAUUCUUUUGACUUACCGAUGUUCAAACUUAUAAUAGAGGUAGUUUUUUUGUUGUAAAAAGUUUUUUUCAUGAAAUAUUCAAAUACUUUUUUUCAAAUACCUAACUUUUUGCGAAGUUUGAGUUUUUAAAUUAAGAAUUCUUAAGUAUUGGUAAUGAAUACGUGUCUGAAAAAAAUCAAAUCUUGAAAAAUAGAAAGCUUGCGCAGUUCCCGAUUUUUUUGGGGGGUAGAGGUUUCACCAAAGGUGAACCUUUAGAUCGAUACGAGUAGGUACAGGUAAGCGACCUUUGGUGAGGUAGCUACGGGGUUGCUGCUUAUUAGCUACCUUCAUGAUAACGUUACGCUCGUUAGAAGUCAUACCUCGUAGCAUCGCGAUACCCCUCCGGUAGUACCCAGGAACCAUAGAGAGUCGCAUAAAAACGACCAUACGCCGAUUGACUUUGAAGUUGCUACCCGGUAACUACUUGUAUCGAGCAGUGAAGGUUUUUUUUUUACCACUAUUUUACUUCUUCCUUGAGGUGUCGAACGUGGAGCAGUUCUUCACGGAUUUGGAUUACAAACUCGGCUGGGAGCAAUAUAAGCGGGCGGCGAAUCUGAACGGCGACCUCUCGGCCCCUGGUGUGCCUGUUCGUUUUACUUUACUAUUUUUUUUUAUUAUUUGAUACAUGCCUCAGUUUCCAUAUUAUUUUUCAUUGAGAGAUUCAGGUACAUUGUAUUUACGGAACCGGUGUCGAUACUCCUGAGAAGCUCACUUGGCCAAAAGGGUUUGAAUUUUUUUUUUCUCUUUCUUUUGCAUUGUGGUCAAUAUCCCGCAACUUGGAAGGCAAUUUUACUUUUCAUAUUUUACUUGGAUGAAUAGGAAAUUUUUUUUUUCAUUUUUUCCACUGUCGAUUGGCCUCGAAAUUCUGUCCAAAAGCCGCGUCGCUGACGUUCAAGAAACUUAGGGACUCCAGAGUGGUCCCUAUAGAAGCAACCUUAGGAGCUCUUGGAAGGUCCCCUCAAGGGACCACUUUACCAACCCCUAACCCUUAAAAAAGGCGUAAAUUUUUUUUCACUGAAACGAGAAAAAAAUUUUUCGUAGAUUGCCGAUUAUUUGAAAAAAAUUUUAUGAUAAGUUAUCACACUAAAUAAACUUCUUUGGAUUCGAAUUUUUCAAAUAUUGCACCUAUACAUUUUGAGAAUUAACGAGUCAACAGGGCCACCACGAAAAAAUCUACAGAAUUGCGUUCGUUUUGCUCAUAAAUCUUGAUUGUUUACAUUAACACUAGUUGAUUGCCUUUUGGGUGGCUGGAUGCUCCGAUUACCGCGCCAGACGUUCCUCGAGGUUAUUACAAUAUUUAUGUAGUCUUGCGCAACGGAGCGUCUUCUCGAUGACGCUAUGUUGAGUUCAAAAAAAGCUUGGUUGCAGGUACUUCCCGGACUACCAGCCGAUUCAGAUAAAUGGCGACGGCGACGGAACUGUCAACAAGAGAUCUGCAGCCGUCUGCGCCAGGUGGAAGAACGCAAACGCCGGUCAUCGGGUCAGUCUUCAAUUAUUCAGCUUUUUUUCGAAUUUACGGUCCCUAGUUAGUGGAGAGUUUAUUUUAGUAUAGAAACACGAUAGCAUAAGUUAUGUCCAAAAGGAAAAUGCCAUUUCCGUUUGUAACUUCUAUCAAACUUCCAUGCAAAGAAUGAAGUUCUCUCUUGAAAAACGUGAUUUUCAAACUUUUUUUAUUUAGAAGUAACAAAAAAAAAAUCAACGAGUAAGCCUAGAAUAUAUAGGCCACGAGAAUUCCACCAAAAAAAGAGUAAUAUUCUAUUUUCUACGCCCUGUGACCUGAAAGAUAGCCUAAAAACUUUACCAAGGUCAAACUGCUGCGGAUUUUUGUAUUUGUGAUUUCAUUAUAACUCUUUCUUAUUGAACUUUUUCAUGAGACCGUGAAAACGAGUCAUUUUGAGAUGGAAUGAGUGAGAAUUUUGGCAGCUCUUGUCGCUCUUUUUUUAAUCAAUGAAUUUUGAUCUUCGAAGCUCCGUUCGUCGUCAGGAAAGCAAUAAAUCGGUGUUGACUUGAUUUAAUGUUAGAAACAUUAUUGUUAAAAACUUUGAAUGAACGAUGAACCUAAAAAUUUUGGUUGCUUUUUCAACAGUGCACGGGCUUUGGUGACGCGAAACGGACGUUUCUGAGCUCCAGGGGUCACUCAAGAGGGCUAACGUUACUAAAGUGGUCACUAGAAAUUCCCCGACAAGUCCGAUUCGCGUUACCAAUGACCGAGUGGCACCAAAAGAAAAAAACGUAAACAAAUUUUUCAAGCCUCAUUUUUCCUCCAUUUCCAGAUUUCAAAUGAAACCUUUCUUUUAUCAUAAGCUCAGUUUUCUAUUGUAUGAUUCUUGUUGGAGUCAGAGUUACAAAUCUACUUGAAAAUUCAGAAUUUUUUUGAAAUUUUGUGCUCAAUUCCUGAUGCUUUCAAACCGGUACGUUUCCCCAUUUUUGGUAGGGGAACUCGAUAAAUUACUGCCCUGGAAAAAGUGAAAGAAUUUCGAACUUCAAAGGCAUGAAAGUUGUGAGAAUCGUUCAGACAUCUAAGAAGACAAAGGUUUUAGGUAGAAACCACUAAAAUGACCUCUUUGAUGAGAAAAACAUAAUGCAGUUUCAGGUAACUGUCCACGAGGUGUUCAAAGCCGAACACAUGGCAAUCAUGCGGGAUCCGACGGCACUGGAACUCGUCCGAAAGGCCAUCUACCAACAGCUAUAA